This is a messenger RNA of Nothobranchius furzeri (turquoise killifish), 7214 nucleotides long. The record is from RefSeq and is a predicted model, not a curated record. NCBI's taxonomy places the organism in Eukaryota, Metazoa, Chordata, Actinopteri, Cyprinodontiformes, Nothobranchiidae.
UUAGCUCUGUGUGUGUGUGCGCGCGCAUGUGCGUGCGUACGUAUGUAAUUUGUACCUGUAGACUUGCCAUAGUUAUUCUCAACUGGAGAUGACCGUUAAGCUAACUGUUAUAUUUUUUGCAUAUUGGUUCAUCUUUUCUUGCUAAGCCUGAAAGAGCACAUGCCUGUAAGUCAUACAUGUUUGUUCCGUUGAGCGUAUUUAUUAUAGUUUUAUGUAACAGUUGAGAAUCUUGUGUGUGAAAGUUUUUAUCUCUAGUAAAAACGGUUGUGAUGCUAAUGCGUUAGCCCGUCUAUGGAAUUUUACAUAUAUUCUUAGCAUUGAGCUAACCGCUAGGUUCUUGGGGAAAAACUUCUGAUUGUGUUAUUAUAUCUUUAUGAAAUACCCAUAAAGUACAUGAAAGUUUAUUAUUAAGUGUUUAUUAAUACAAAAUACAUAUGAAUACAUCAUAAAUGUAACAUUAUUCAUUUAUUGUUUUUCUGUAUUGCAGUUUUACAGUGCCUUCUACAGUAAAUAUCUAAAACGUCCCUGCUGACUCCUGGAUGUUUAUCGUGGACCUGUUAAGCUAUCUGCCAAGCUAGAACCCAGCUUCAUCCUCUAGUGAGGGCAGAAUAGUAAAAAGGCAUCUUCCCAACGGGUCGUUUACAGAAAAGUGAAUCCCUGUGGAAACAGUUCUUCUGCCAUUCAAGCUACAAUGAACAGUAAUGAUGACACGCUUGAGACACGGUCAGUAUGCUCCAACAUUUCACGUGCCAGUCGACGUUCUUCAGCCAGUGCAAUUGCAGCCAGAGCACGUGCAAAAGCAGAGGCUGCACGUGCGCAAGCAUUAUUUGCACAAAAAGAAGCAGAAAUGAUGAAAGCACAAGCACAUAUUGAAGAGGAGCAACAAAAAGCAGUAGCCUCAGCUGCUAGAAAGAAAGCAGAACUGCAAGCUAGUUUGCAUACAUUGAGACUGGAGAGUGAAGCUGCAGCAGCCAUAGCUGAAGCCAAUGUUCUAGAAGCAGCUGCUGAGAACGAGGUGGAGGAGUUAAGUCAAGCUAGCCAGAGAAAUGAAUUUGCUGAGCAUAAAAUUACUGAGCUUUACCCUGAUUCUAGGCUGCAUGAGCCCACAUCAAAACUCAUUUGCCAAAUACCAAUCGACAAUGCUAAUACGGCUGAAAACAAUAUUGAAGAAGGAAAAGAAAAGCUGCAAAAAGGUGGUAACUUUGACUUACCUAUCUUACAAUCAUCCAAUCUGAAUGAAAAUGCUGCUCCAUACUACCCUGAUACUCACCGCUCACGCAGGACAGGCUUCUUUGAACAGGAACAUCAACAUGGCUUAAACCCAUUCAAAGAUUCAUGCAGUCAUAAAAUACAGUCAUGUAACAGGAAUCAGUUCAACAGCAACUACCAACCCCCUCAGCGUCAAACUGGUACUGUUGCCGGACCUAGUGAGCCCACUUCAUCAUCUACGACAGACUUGACAAAGUAUCUAAUUCGUCGGGAGAUGAUAAGCUCUGGGUUGUUGAGGUUCGAUGAUCAACCUGAAAAUUAUUGGGCCUGGAAACAAUCUUUCCACAGCUCUACAGAAGACCUAAACCUAACAUCAAGAGAGGAGCUUGACCUCUUAUGUAAAUGGCUAGGACCAAAAUCAUCCGAGCAUGCUAGAAGGAUACGAGCAGUUCACAUCAAUGAUGCAACGGCUGGCGUGCACAUGAUAUGGCAAAGAUUGGAAGAAUGUUAUGGAUCACCUGAAGCAAUUGAAGAUGCACUUUUAAAGAAAGUGGAUGAAUUUCCAAGAAUCUCAAGUCGAGAAAAUCAAAAGCUGAGAGAACUAGGAGAUAUUCUCUUGGAGCUUGAGGCUGCCAGAGCAGACGGUUUUUUACCAGGACUCAGUUACCUGGAUACGUCUCGAGGCAUCACUCCAAUUGUCCAGAAGCUGCCAUACUCAUUGCACGACAAGUGGGUCUCUCUGGCAUCUCGUUACAAGGAAACAAACCAGAUAUCUUAUCCCCCAUUCUCAUUUUUUGCAAAGUUUGUUUGUGAUCAAGCCAAAAUACUCAACGACCCAAGCUUUGCCUCACUCACAGGUAAUUCAAGGUCAGGGAGACCAGAACCCUCCCUUAAACAUAACAUGAAAAUUCCCAUCUCUGUCAAAAAGACAGAAAUCUCAACACAAUUGAACAGCAGUCAUAGCAAACCCUCAGAGAAAAGAAUGGCUGACCCAGACCAGCAGUGUCCGCUCCACAACAAACCACACCCUCUCAGGAACUGCCGCGGUUUCAGGAACGAACCUUUGGAUGAGAGAAAAACUUACCUUAAAGAAAAUAAUAUCUGUUUUAAGUGCUGUGCAUCAACCUCUCACCUAGCAAAGGACUGUUCAAAAAACGUACAGUGCAGAGAGUGUAAAAGCGAGAACCACCCUACUGCAUUACACCCAGGAGCACCCCCCUGGAUUACAGAGACUUCCGGGAGUACAAGAGAUCAAGGCGGGGAGCAAGAAGAAGAAACUCCUUCAGCUGUCAUAUCAAAAUGUACUGAAAUAUGUGGAAGUACACUCAGAGCAAGGUCAUGCUCUAAAAUUUGUCUUGUCAGACUUUAUCCAGCUGGCCAGAUGGAGAAAGCGGUUAAGGCUUAUGUUGUUCUUGACGAGCAGAGCAAUAAGUCCCUGGCAAGAUCAGAGUUUUUUGAACUCUUUGGUGUUACAGCGGGCACAGCAGCAUACACAUUAAAGACUUGCUCAGGAGUUAUCGAAACCAUGGGGCGACGAGCUAACAAUUUUGUAAUGGAGUCAUUGGAUGGACGGAAUCAAAUUCCACUUCCCACCUUAAUUGAAUGUGACAUGCUCCCUGAUGACAGGUCUGAAAUCCCCACGCCUGAAAUCGCCAAACAUUAUACACAUCUGAAGCGGGUCAUGGAUAAAAUCCCAGCUCUAGACCCCUCAGCAGGCAUCCUCAUCCUGCUCGGUCGUGACGUACCAAGGGCACACAAGGUUCGGGAGUAUUGCAAUGGACCUCACAAUGCCCCCUAUGCACAACGCCUCGACUUGGGAUGGGUGAUUGUAGGAGAGGUUUGUGUUGGAAGAGCGCACAAACCAGAGCUCGUAAAUGUCUACCGCAGCAAUGUGCUGAGCAAUGGACGUGCAUCUCUGUUCGAGCCUUGUUCUAACAGUCUUCACAUUAAAGAGAAAUUAGACACAGCAAUCCAUCACAUUCAUUUUCCUGUAGCUAACCCAUCUCAAGACCUGCUUGAAGAGAAAGGUAACAUCGGGGAAGGAGUCUUCCAUCAAACCCCACAUGAUGACAAGCCUGCCUUGUCUGUAGAAGACAAAGUUUUUCUAGAAAUAAUGGAUAAGGAGGUCUUCAUGGAUGAUGCAAACAAUUGGGUGGCACCAUUGCCCUUCAAACAACCAAGGCGCAAACUCCCCAACAACCGUGCACAAGCGGUCAAACGUCUUUCAGCCUUACUACACAUGUUCAAAAAAAGGCCAGACCUGAAAAUGCAUAUGAUUACCUUCAUGCAGGGGAUCUUUGAGGCAGGCCAUGCUGAACCUGUUUCAUCACCCACUGAUGGACAAGAGUGCUGGUACCUACCGAUCUUUGGGGUUUACCAUCCACGUAAACCAGGCCGAGUACGAGCAGUCUUUGACUCCAGCGCUAAACAUGAAGGUGUCUCUCUUAACGACAUCUUGUUGAGUGGCCCUGAUUUAAAUAACACACUAUUAGGAGUGCUCACUCGCUUUCGCAAGGAACCAGUGGCAGUGGCAGCAGACAUAGAACAAAUGUUCUAUUGCUUCAAAGUCCGCCAUGAUCACAGAGACUUCCUACGUUUCCUUUGGUUCAAGGACAAUGACCCCACCAAAAAUAUCACAGAGUACAGAAUGACGGUGCACGUUUUUGGCAACAGCCCGUCUCCCGCUGUUGCAAUAUAUGGCUUAAGGAAGGCUGCUCUGCAAGAGCAAGGAGAAAACAGCACGGAGGCUAAACAAUUCGUUCUGAAGAAUUUUUAUGUGGAUGAUGGUCUUGCCUCAUUUCCCACUGAUGCUGAAGCCAUCCAAGUCCUGAAAGAGACCAAGGAAAUGUUAGCAGACUCAAAUAUACGGCUGCAUAAAAUAGCUUCCAACCACAAUAAAGUAGUGGAAGAAUUCCCAUCUGAAGAGCGUGCGAAAGAACUGAAAGAUCUAGAGCUCGGUGUAGAUCCCUUGCCCAUGCAAAGAAGCUUAGGUCUCAACUGGAAUUUGCAAACUGACUGUUUUACCUUCCUCGUCUCUCAAGAGGAGAAACCCUUUACCCGCCGUGGCAUUCUCUCCACUGUUAACAGCAUAUUUGACCCAAUAGGAUUUGUAGCUCCAGUAACAAUACAGGGCAAGGCUAUAGUCAGAGAGCUAAGCAUCGAACAUUGUGAAUGGGAUGCCCCGAUACCUGCCAAAAAGGCAACCCAGUGGAAAUCCUGGCGAGACUCUCUCAAAUCUCUCGAGCAGCUCCACGUACCAAGACCAUACUUACCAAUGUCCUUGCUCUCUGCGCCACAUAGAGAACUGUGUGUUUUUUCUGACGCAUCCACCAUGGCUAUCUGUGCAGUCGCCUACCUCAGAGUAGUUGAUGAAGACGGACACAGUCUUGUAGGAUUCUGCAUGGGAAAAUCUAAAGUAGCUCCCCAUCACACCACUACUGUGCCCCGUCUAGAGCUUUGUGCAGCUGUACUUGCAGUUGAACUAGCUGAUACUCUGAUUGACGAGCUAGAUACCAACAUCCAUGCAGUAAAGUUUUACACAGAUUCCAGAGUAGUGUUGGGAUACAUAAACAACAGCAACCGCAGAUUUUACGUAUAUGUUGCUAACAGAGUAGCACGUAUCCGGAAAUCAUCACAGCCUGGGCAGUGGCAUUUUAUCAGCUCAGAAAACAAUCCUGCAGACCAUGGUACCAGACCAGUUCCAGCAAAUCUUUUGGGAGAAACAAACUGGCUUUCUGGUCCAUCUAUUCUCAAAAAUGAUAAGGAAGUUGCACUUACCCAGACAGAGCCCUUUGAGCUAGUAGAACCUGAUGAUGAUGUUGACGUGCGUCCACUAAUUACAACCUUUUCAACAAUGACUUCUAAAACAUUGCUUGGCUCACAUAGGUUUGAGCGCUUUUCCAGCUGGAAGACACUUGUAUGUGGCAUAGCUAAACUCAUCCAGAAAAUCAGAUCUUGUGCUACAUCCUCAAGGAGAGAUACACCAAAGGCGGAUGAGUUUAUACAGGCAAGAACAGUAAUCAUACGAGCUGUACAACAAGAAGCCUUUAAAGAAGACAUCAAAAGCCUAUCAAAAGGAGAGAUUGUCUCAAAACACAGUCCUCUCUGGAAACUUGACCCAUUUCUAGAUUCAGAUGAUGUACUGAGGAUAGGGGGUCGUGCAGCAUUAGCGACAGUCUCCUGGGAAGAGAAGCAUCCCAUAAUCAUCCCCAAAAAUACUCAUGUUGCAACAUUGCUGGUUCGAUAUUAUCACGAACGAGUAGCACACCAGGGCAGACACUUCACUGAAGGGGCAAUCAGGUCUGCUGGGUUGUGGAUCCUGGGAGGAAAAAGACUCAUAUCAAGCACCAUACAUAAAUGUGUCUCCUGCAGACGGUUGAGGGGAAGUAUGGAAAAACAAAAGAUGUCCAACUUACCUGCUGACCGGCUGGUUCAAGCUCCUCCAUUCACACAAGUUGGAUUAGAUGUUUUUGGACCAUGGACUGUCUCUGCCCGUCGUACCAGAGGAGGUCUAUUCGAAAGUAAACGUUGGGCGGUGAUGUUUACUUGUUUGGUAACAAGAGCAGUCCACAUGGAAGUGAUAGACUCUCUGUCAACAUCAAGCUUCAUAAAUGCUCUCAGGCGGUUCACAGCCAUCAGGGGACCAGCAAAGCUUUUUCGUUCUGACAGAGGCACAAACUUUGUUGGUGCGUGUAAAGAACUUGGAAUAACUUCAGAUGAUGCAGCACUUCAGUCAUACCUCAAAGACCAAGGCUGUACUUGGGACUUCAAUCUUCCACACUCCUCUCAUAUGGGAGGAGCGUGGGAAAGAAUGAUAGGGAUCGCUCGACGCAUAUUGGACGGCAUGUUGCUCAAGAUGCAUUCUCCUACUCUUUCACACGAAGUACUCACUACGCUGAUAGCGGAAGUAGUUGCCAUAAUGAAUUCCCGGCCGAUUGUUCCUGUGUCUUCAGAUCCAGAUGCGCCAACCGUACUUACACCUUCUAUGCUUUUGACUCAGAAACUGGACUCUGCAUCCUUUCCUUCAGGAGACCUUGAUCUUAAAGAUCUGUACCGGAGUCAAUGGAAGCAAGUUCAAGGUCUUGCUGACUCAUUCUGGAAACGAUGGCGCCAAGAGUACUUGGCUACUCUCCAGCCAAGAAGAAAGUGGCAAGCAGAACAAACUAACUUACAAGUUGGAGAUCUUGUCCUUUUAAAGGACAAACAGGCUAAACGGAAUGAGUGGCCUACAGGUCUCAUUGUAAAUACCUUCCCAGGUCAAGAUAGCAAAGUUCGUAAAGUGGAGGUGAGAGUUGUCAAAGGUGGCUCACCCAGAGUGUAUUUGAGACCUGCUACAGAAGUAGUACUGUUACUUAGAGGGACAUAGUGGUAUAGUACAAUAUACCAUGCGGGGAGUGUGCCGCCCCUUUAAGGCAGACAUGUAAAUUUAGCUCUGUGUGUGUGUGCGCGCGCAUGUGCGUGCGUACGUAUGUAAUUUGUACCUGUAGACUUGCCAUAGUUAUUCUCAACUGGAGAUGACCGUUAAGCUAACUGUUAUAUUUUUUGCAUAUUGGUUCAUCUUUUCUUGCUAAGCCUGAAAGAGCACAUGCCUGUAAGUCAUACAUGUUUGUUCCGUUGAGCGUAUUUAUUAUAGUUUUAUGUAACAGUUGAGAAUCUUGUGUGUGAAAGUUUUUAUCUCUAGUAAAAACGGUUGUGAUGCUAAUGCGUUAGCCCGUCUAUGGAAUUUUACAUAUAUUCUUAGCAUUGAGCUAACCGCUAGGUUCUUGGGGAAAAACUUCUGAUUGUGUUAUUAUAUCUUUAUGAAAUACCCAUAAAGUACAUGAAAGUUUAUUAUUAAGUGUUUAUUAAUACAAAAUACAUAUGAAUACAUCAUAAAUGUAACAUUAUUCAUUUAUUGUUUUUCUGUAUUGCAGUUUUACAGUGCCUUCUACAGUAAAUAUCUAAAACGUCCCUGCUGACUCCUGGAUGUUUAUCGUGGACCUGUUAAGCUAUCUGCCAAGCUAGAA